Messenger RNA from Mytilus trossulus (common blue mussel), 1951 nucleotides. RefSeq lists its product as uncharacterized. The record is from RefSeq and is a predicted model, not a curated record. Lineage: Eukaryota; Metazoa; Mollusca; Bivalvia; Mytilida; Mytilidae. The transcript has 6 exons. Bases 426 to 1586 code for a protein of 386 amino acids.
GCAAAACCUUUCAUAAGUAUAAAGGCGUUAUUAGCACAUACAUGUACGCGCACUUAUAGCCUUUUCAUCUGAAAUGAAAAGACAAGCUUCAACAGCUUGACACCAUAGAGAAAUGGAAAAUUAUCAGUUAUAGAUAACACUAUGUGGACUGCCUGAAUGUUAUCGUAACAGUUUGACUUUAUAAUAUUGAGGCGGUAAAAUUAAACGUCAACAAAGUUUAUUAUCCGAUUAAAUUACAUGUACAUCCUAUUGAUAUACAAUUAAAACAAUAUAAACAAACAUCUGACCAAAUACGGAUGAAAUAAAAUCCUAGGUUAAAGGGUACAAUAAAUACUUAUAGUUUGUUUACAUUUGCACCUUUUAGUAUUGUUACGGAUAGUUGAUUAUUGUGACUCAUUUCAUUUGUAAUUUGACGUGUGUACUGAAUGGAGAUAUAUUCAUAUUCAAUUAUCCUAAUUGCUGUGAUUUUGUGUGAAGAAAUACAAACCCAACAGUGUGUCAAGAAGAAAUGCGAAAGCAAAAAUGGUAGAUACAAGUCCUGUAAAAUUAAUUCAGUACCAGAUGAUAACUUCAUCACUUCUGUGACUGUCGAAGAUGAAAAAGGGUCUAAUGAAAGUAAUGAAGGUUGUACAUUCAAUGUUACCUAUGGGUACACUACCAACACAAUAUGGGUAAAUAAAGGAUGCAGAGCGGACUUUAUAGCUUGCUACAGUAGAGCAACAACUUUAUCUUCACCCGCGUCUUCAACAGAAACGGACGAAUUUUCAACAGAAUCUUCAAGUCCCACUAAAAUAACAACACUGCCAGGUAUGACAACAAAACAUGCCAACCAAUCCACAUCGAGGCCAAUGAAGAUGGGUAGCAACAAAAACACAGCAGGACUGGUAGGAGGCAUUAUAGCAGGUGUUGGUUUCGUUGCUGUUGCUUUACUAGUUUUAACCUUCAUACUUAAACGUUUCUCGUUGUAUUGUUUUGCAAGGAAGGUGCCCUACGAAAACAAAAAUGAUGAAGAAAAUUAUACAGGAAAUCAAAAUGAAGCUUACACUAAUUCAAACGCUUCUAAUAUUCAAGGAAAUAAUAAAAACUAUACCACACUUGGAAAUGAAAGAGAUACUCAUUACUACAAAGAAACGAGAAAUUCACCGCAAAGAGAAAGUGAAUACUAUAAUAUUGAACCUCCACAAAGUCAAAUCGAAUACCAUACUAACGAACCACAUUCUUAUAUGACCGUAUAUGAUUCUCUUGAUCAGAAUAAACAAUCGUCAUUGACUAAUGCCACAUACGAGGAAGUCCAACAAAAAGAGAAAGGUUCAACCAAAAUUCUUGGAAAAAAUGGAGACAAACAUUACGAUUAUGCUGAGUUUGCUUCAAGCAUUACAAAUUCACAAGAUAGUACUAAUUCAAAUAUAUCGAGUGAGCCACACGAAUACUUUAUACUUGAUCCAAAAGAAAUUACGUACGAAAAUCAUAAAUAUCACAGUUCUGGGAAAGAAUCCUAUUCUAGUCAGACAAAGGACUACUUUGUACUUGACCCAAAAGAAACAGGCUUUGACAGAAGCACAAUUAAAAAUUUGGAUAAUUCUUGAGAGAACAUGCUUACAAAGACAAGCGAUUGUUUGGUCAAAAGUUUAAGCAAACUAUUCAAUUAUUAAAUAUCAGCAAUAAAGAUAUUUGUAUUCACGCGUAAUGUUGAUUCUAUUAUUUUCAUGGAAAAAUAAAAGUUUUGUUCACUGAACUUACAUUUUUGUUUAAAUUCAUUUGUGCAUCUGAUAACUAGAUAGAAACAAAUCACAGAGAGGCAAAAGAUACCAUAGGGACAUUCAAACUCAUAAGUCGAAAAUAAACUUGACAACGCCAUGUUAAAAAAAACCCAGAUAAACAGAAAAACUAAAGACUGCAAUUCAUUUAUUUUCUCAAUUGCUGUAUGAAAUUCGAACUAUAAUAUACCCGU